Messenger RNA from Eutrema salsugineum, 901 nucleotides. RefSeq lists its product as uncharacterized. The record is from RefSeq and is a predicted model, not a curated record. NCBI's taxonomy places the organism in Eukaryota, Viridiplantae, Streptophyta, Magnoliopsida, Brassicales, Brassicaceae. The transcript is spliced from 2 exons. Bases 106 to 834 code for a protein of 242 amino acids.
UCAAAAUCCGAAGCUAAAAACAGAUAACACAAUCAGAUAACUGAAAGAAAAUUAAAAUACAUAUAUAUAUAUAUACACACAUAUUAAAUCUGUUGCAGAGAAGUUAUGGCGUGUGAUGAAGAUAUGAAAAUGGCGUCUUUCCUCAGAGAAGAAGAAGAACAGCACUACUCGUUAUCUCGACUCUCCGUCUGUUCCAACUACGACGGCGAUGAAGCCGACGGCGAACCGUCUGAUUCCGAGGAUAAAAUUAUCGGCGGAGGAGAGAAAUCGAUGGAGCAUCUAGAAUUUUCAGAUUCCGAUGAUAAAGGAUCAACAGGAUGUCAAUCGCUUCCGGCGACACCUCCGAGACGGAGAAGACGGCGAGGUACGUCGGUGAAUUCUCCGGUUUCCGGCGAUAAAGCUUACGCGAGCGAGAACGAAGCGCAAAAGGCGAAACAGGGGAAUAACAAUCAGAGGAGGAGGAUGAAAUUGCGACCGGAGUAUCCACCGUGGGUCGACAGUAUGCGGAGGAGCUACGGCGAAGAACAGAGCGGUUACGGCGGAGGAGUGGUGGUGGUGACGAGGCCGAUUGGAGGAGGAAGGCCGUUGUGUAUGGAUUUAGGAGAAGUCAAAGCUUGUAAAGAUUUAGGAUUUGAGCUUGAACCGGGUCGGGUCUCUUAUUCCGGGUCAACGAUGGAUACUAGUAGUGGCGGCAAUUCUCCCAUUUCUUCUAACCACCGUAUCUCCAGUCCCGGGGAUGAUCCAAAAGAAGUGAAAGCGAGGCUGAAGGCGUGGGCUCAUGCUGUGGCUUUUGUGUCUACUACUCAUCAUCAUCAACCUCCUAAUUCUUUAUGAUCCUUGUAUAAAUUUUUCAUCUCAGUAUUCUACUUCACAAACAAGAAAAAAAAAACUUGCAUGCAUU